AAAUUUUCGUGCUACGGAAUUUCAUGUUUGAUGAAUAAUCCGCUUUUGCUCUUAAAUGUUGGCCUUCAGUGAAGACAUCAAUCAUGUUUGAUUCUUAACUCACGUGAGCAUAGCUAAUGGAGACAUUAUUGCCAAGGUGUCCUCUGGUAAGAGUACUGGACUGCUAAACAUAUUUUGUUAAGUUUUCAAUAAAAAAUCUGCAUCCAAGCGAUUAAUCGGACUAUGAAUCAAAGUGUGGCUGGUAUACAACCAAUCACUCCUGCAUGGAAUGAAGAAAGACGUAAAAUUCUUUUAAUUCUAGCAAUCCUCGGUAUUAUUUCAAAUACAAUUCUCAUAGCUAUUACGUUUGCAACAAAGAACCUAUUCAAGGAUGACGUUAGGAAUUCAGGGAAAUUGAAAUGCGAUAAUGCAACAAGAAAAGCAAUUGACAAAGCCUUUUCAAGUCGACGCAAGUUUUAUUUUUUCCUGUCAAAAUGUUGCUCUACUUCAAACCACGAAGAACAGAUUGUCAAUCAGUCAAGGUUAAUGCACUCCUGCUAUGAGUUUGAUUUGAACUGUGGUUGCUGUGUUUACAAAACUGAAUUUCAAAGUUACUGUAUUUCAAAAUAUCAAAAUAUAACUCCAGCCUAUCCAAACAUUGAGUUGGAUUUGUUGAUAGAUAACUCAAAGAGUGAAUUCGGUAUUGUUUCCACCGUUUCAACUCAAAAAUUUCCACAAAAUUUAGCAAGGAGUCCUGGUGAGUGUGUGGAGAAGUAUUCCUUGCAGAAUCAAAGAAGUGGAUCACAAUUUCAAAAUGAAGAAGAACAUGUAUCUAAAUGCGAUGGAUUUCUCUCAAAUCCUAGCAAAAAUGACUUAAAUAUAGCAAAUAUGAGGUUACAUUCUCCAACGAUAUUAUUGACAGAAAUAUCAGAUCACUUUCGUUGUUCAUCCUCCUCCGCAAAUAUCACCGAAUACAGAACUGAGGCCUUAGAAAAAACUAGUUGGCAAAUAUUUCGUUUCCUAAUACAAAUCUUAGCGUUUGCUCAAAUCGGUUAUUUGAUUUUUGAAAAUCUUCUGCCAUGGAUAUCAAACCUACUCAUCUUUCAUCUUGGAUUCAGCUUAAAAUUGAAACUAAACAUCAACUGCCGUUUAAAACGCAUGUUUGGAACCUUUUUCUUAUUAUUUGAAGAGUGGAGUUUGCUUCUAUUUGGUAUAGAACGUGUAUGCAAAAUUCUGUCAAGAGCCAACUUAUUCAACAGACGCUUUCAGUCAACAAGUUUAUACUCAAUUGAAGAUAACAGGCGAAGACCACAAUCAUUAUGCUUAAAAUUAAGUACAGGAUUAUUCAUUGCAGUAAUAUUCGCAGCCUUAAGCAAUUAUUUAUGGGUUUUCGGUCAGCUUCACUUGAUCAACUCUGUAAAAUAUGUAGAUUCAGUGGAAAACGUAAGUCUAGUUGAAGCAGUUGUCGGCUGUAAUGUUAGAUCGGAGUAUUUCAGAUUAUAUUAUACAUUCCUAAUUUACAUGGAUCCCUUGUUUUCCUUUAUCAUACCACACCUCUGUUCUGCUACAUUUUUCAUUGUCAUUAUACUGCAACGCUGCCUUGGAUCAUUUUGUUGCAAAUCACAAAUGCCACCAAGGACAACAAUGGCGCAACUUCGAAGUUCACGAGAUGUUACUCAUCCACAAACUACACUAAUGUAUAACACUUCCAUUCAUGUAUGUACUUUGAUUGAUCAGUUGAGCACAAUCUUAUACCUUCUUGACACCUUCUUAGUGGUGUCCUUGAAGUUUUGGCGCAAUAUUGAAAAAACACUGAUGGUGUUCUUUCGUAUCACAUUAAAUACAAAAUAUUUAAUGAUAAGGAAUGAGUUGUACCAUUUAGUAUUUUGUUUAGUUCCAAUGACAACAGUCACUGUGUACUUGACUUUUUAUUACAGAAUUAGAAGAUGUUUUGAGUUGCGUCAGAGAGCUUUGGAUGUUUAACUAGCUCUACCUGAAAUGCUCGAUGUAUAUUAGGAUUUGACAUUCAUGCAUUUUUCCAUAGUAUGUUUCUGUUAUUUGUAAUUCAGUGACGUAUGCGUGUCUAAAUGCUGGCGAAUGGUAAAUAUUUUUCUAUGUACUGCUUCAACGCUAUUUUUCUCUCCUUGAAACAACUGCAUUCCGAGUUCUAA
Molecule: messenger RNA, 2150 nt
Organism: Heterobilharzia americana
Lineage: Eukaryota; Metazoa; Platyhelminthes; Trematoda; Strigeidida; Schistosomatidae
Source: the annotation of a GenBank genome assembly